GCCGCCCCACCUGGUCCAAAAAUUCCCCCGAGGGGACCGGAGGGCUUUGCGGGCGGCCGCUCCGGCGCGGCGGCGGGGCGCAGAGCGGGGAGGAGGCGCGGGGACGGCGGAGAAGGAGCAAAGGCGCUGGAGAGAAAACUUCGGAGAGGAACAGGAAGCCUGCCGGGAGGCGGCGGCUGCGGCUCUCGCGCGCCGGGCUGCACGCUCGCCGCGCGGCUCCGGACCGGCUGCCCCGUGCCCUCAGCGCCGCAGGGGUGCGCUCCGCUCCGCCGGGCGCGGCGGCUCCGGGAGCGGGCGGCGGGGGCGCAGGGAAGCGGAGGGACGCCCACCGCGGAGCAUGAGGCAGCAUGUCUGAUAAAAUGUCCAGCUUCCUCUACAUAGGGGACAUCGUGUCCCUGUACGCGGAGGGCUCGGUCAACGGCUUCAUCAGCACCCUGGGGUUAGUGGAUGACAGAUGUGUAGUGCACCCAGAGGCAGGAGACCUUGCCAACCCUCCAAAGAAGUUCAGAGACUGCCUCUUUAAGGUAUGCCCCAUGAACCGAUAUUCUGCCCAGAAACAGUAUUGGAAGGCUAAGCAAGCCAAACAAGGGAACCACACAGAGGCAGCCCUGCUCAAGAAAUUACAGCAUGCUGCAGAACUGGAACAAAAACAAAAUGAAUCAGAGAAUAAGAAACUGUUGGGAGAAAUUGUGAAAUACAGUAAUGUUAUACAACUCCUGCAUAUAAAAAGCAACAAGUAUCUGACUGUCAACAAGAGAUUACCCGCUUUACUGGAGAAGAAUGCCAUGCGUGUGUCCCUGGACGCUGCAGGAAAUGAGGGGUCUUGGUUUUAUAUUCAUCCCUUCUGGAAGCUGAGAAGUGAGGGUGACAAUAUUGUUGUAGGUGAUAAAGUUGUUUUGAUGCCCGUGAAUGCAGGACAGCCUCUACAUGCCAGCAACAUAGAACUUCUUGAUAAUCCAGGGUGUAAAGAGGUGAAUGCUGUUAAUUGCAACACUAGCUGGAAAAUCACUUUAUUCAUGAAAUAUAGUUCCUAUCGAGAGGAUGUACUAAAAGGAGGUGAUGUUGUUAGACUGUUUCAUGCGGAACAAGAGAAGUUUCUGACAUGUGACGAGUAUGAGAAAAAACAGCAUAUUUUCCUUCGUACAACCUUGCGUCAGUCAGCCACUUCUGCUACUAGUUCUAAAGCACUCUGGGAAAUAGAGGUGGUUCAUCACGACCCAUGCCGUGGGGGUGCAGGUCAGUGGAACAGCUUGUUCAGAUUUAAACAUCUUGCAACUGGGAACUAUUUAGCAGCAGAGCUUAAUCCUGAUUAUCGAGAUGCCCAAAAUGAAGGGAAAAACGUGAGAGAUGGAGAUAUUCCAACUUCCAAGAAGAAACGCCAGGCAGGGGAGAAGAUCAUGUACACUUUGGUGUCAGUCCCACAUGGAAAUGACAUUGCGUCCCUUUUUGAACUGGAUGCUACAACUCUUCAGAGAGCUGACUGCCUGGUUCCAAGGAACUCAUAUGUUCGGUUGAGGCAUUUAUGCACCAAUACAUGGGUAACCAGUACCAGCAUCCCCAUAGACACCGACGAAGAGAGGCCUGUUAUGUUGAAGAUUGGAACUUGCCAAACAAAAGAAGAUAAAGAAGCAUUUGCCAUUGUGUCUGUCCCGCUGUCUGAGGUCCGAGACUUAGACUUUGCCAAUGAUGCAAAUAAAGUGCUGGCGACCACAGUUAAAAAGCUGGAAAAUGGCACAAUAACUCAGAAUGAAAGGAGGUUUGUAACCAAAUUGUUGGAAGACCUCAUCUUCUUCGUUGCCGAUGUACUUAAUAAUGGACAGGAAGUUCUGGAUGUGGUUAUCACCAGGCCAAACCGAGAACGUCAGAAAUUAAUGAGGGAACAAAACAUAUUGGCCCAGGUUUUUGGGAUUCUUAAAGCACCCUUUAAGGAGAAAGCAGGAGAAGGCUCAAUGCUGAGACUUGAAGAUCUGGGGGAUCAAAGAUAUGCCCCCUACAAGUACAUGCUGAGGCUCUGCUACCGGGUGCUGAGACACUCACAGCAGGACUACCGGAAAAACCAGGAAUAUAUUGCUAAGAAUUUCUGUGUCAUGCAGUCCCAGAUCGGCUAUGAUAUUUUGGCAGAAGAUACCAUCACAGCUUUGUUGCACAACAACAGAAAACUACUAGAGAAACAUAUCACAGCAAAAGAAAUAGAAACAUUUGUCAGUUUGCUGAGGAGAAAUCGUGAGCCAAGGUUUUUGGAUUAUUUAUCAGAUCUGUGUGUGUCUAAUACCACCGCUAUACCUGUAACGCAGGAACUCAUCUGUAAAUUUAUGUUGAGCCCUGGCAAUGCAGACAUUCUCAUUCAAACUAAGCUGGUCUCAAUGCAAGUGGACAACCCCAUGGAGAGUGCCAUCCUUUCUGACGACAUUGAUGAUGAAGAGGUCUGGCUCUACUGGAUCGAUAGCAACAAGGAACCUCACGGCAAAGCCAUCAGGCACCUGGCUCAGGAAGCCAAAGAAGGGACCAAGGCUGAUUUAGAAGUUCUUACCUAUUACAGGUAUCAGCUAAACCUCUUUGCAAGGAUGUGCUUGGAUCGCCAGUAUUUGGCCAUAAACCAGAUUUCAACACAGCUCUCUGUCGAUUUGAUCCUGCGGUGUGUGUCAGAUGAGAGCCUGCCAUUUGACCUCCGAGCAUCAUUUUGCCGCCUUAUGCUCCAUAUGCACGUUGAUCGGGACCCCCAGGAGUCCGUGGUGCCGGUUCGCUAUGCCAGGCUCUGGACAGAAAUCCCCACAAAGAUCACAAUUCAUGAGUAUGAUUCUAUAACAGACUGUUCCAGAAAUGAUAUGAAGAGGAAAUUUGCCCUGACGAUGGAAUUUGUUGAGGAAUACCUAAAAGAAGUUGUAAAUCAGCCCUUUCCUUUUGGAGAUAAAGAAAAAAACAAACUGACAUUUGAGGUGGUCCACUUGGCUCGCAAUCUUACAUAUUUUGGAUUUUAUAGUUUCAGUGAAUUAUUAAGGCUAACAAGAACACUUCUGGCUAUCCUAGAUAUUGUACAAACCCCCAUGUCAUCGUAUUUUGAAAGAUUAAGUAAAUUUCAAGAUGGAGGAAACAAUGUCAUGAGGACCAUCCAUGGCGUGGGGGAGAUGAUGACCCAGAUGGUGCUCAGCAGAGGCUCCAUCUUCCCCAUGAGUGUGCCUGACGUGCAGCCCAGCGCCCAUCCCAGCAAGCACAGCAGCUCUGCCGAGCACGAGGACGUGACCGUGAUGGACACCAAACUGAAGAUUAUCGAGAUUUUGCAGUUUAUCCUGAGUGUCAGACUAGAUUAUAGGAUCUCAUAUAUGCUGUCAAUAUAUAAGAAGGAAUUUGGAGAGAACAAUGAAAACGCUGAAACGUCUGCCAGCGGCUCUCCGGAUUCAUUAAUGCCGUCAGCCAUUGUUCCUGAUAUAGAUGAAAUUGCAGCACAGGCAGAAACUAUGUUUGCUGGAAGGAAGGAAAAAAACCCGGUCCAGCUGGAUGAUGAAGGCGGCAGGACGUCUCUGCGAGUCCUCAUCCAUCUGAUCAUGCACGAUUACCCGCCUCUGCUGUCGGGGGCCCUGCAGCUGCUCUUCAAGCACUUCAGCCAGAGGGCCGAGGUCUUACAGGCCUUUAAGCAGGUGCAGUUGCUGGUGUCCAAUCAGGAUGUAGAUAACUACAAGCAAAUCAAGGCAGAUCUAGACCAGCUUCGGCUAACUGUAGAAAAAUCUGAGUUAUGGGUGGAGAAAAGCAGCAGCUAUGAGAACGGAGAAAUGGGUGAAAAUCAAGUAAAAGGUGGUGAAGAGCCAAUUGAGGAGUCCAGCAUUUUAAGCCCAGUUCAGGAUGGAACUAAGACACCUCAGAUUGACAGCAAUAAGAGCAAUAACUACCUGAUUGUAAAGGAGAUUUUACUCAGGCUAAGUAAACUCUGUGUACAGAAUAAAAAGUGUCGGAGUCAACAUCAAAGAUUACUAAAAAACAUGGGAGCUCAUUCAGUGGUGUUGGACCUUCUGCAGAUACCCUAUGAGAAGAACGAUGCAAAGAUGAGUGAAGUAAUGAAUCUGGCCCAUACGUUCCUGCAGAAUUUCUGUCGGGGAAAUCCACAGAAUCAGGCUCUCCUUCAUAAACAUCUGAAUUUGUUUUUAACUCCUGGUCUCCUCGAAGCAGAAACCAUGCGGCACAUCUUCAUGAACAAUUACCAUCUAUGCAAUGAAAUUAGCGAGAGAGUCGUGCAGCAUUUUGUGCACUGCAUUGAGACGCAUGGCCGCCACGUGGAGUACCUGAGGUUUCUGCAAACGAUUGUAAAAGCAGAUGGUAAAUAUGUGAAGAAAUGCCAGGAUAUGGUAAUGACAGAGUUGAUAAAUGGGGGUGAAGAUGUGCUGAUAUUUUACAAUGAUAGAGCGUCAUUUCCCAUCCUUCUCCAUAUGAUGUGUUCAGAGAGAGACCGAGGGGAUGAGAGUGGCCCCUUGGCCUACCACAUCACCCUUGUGGAGUUGCUGGCAGCGUGCACGGAGGGGAAGAAUGUCUACACCGAAAUCAAGUGCAACUCCCUUCUGCCCCUGGACGACAUAGCGAGGGUGGUGACUCAUGACGACUGCAUCCCUGAGGUUAAAAUUGCUUAUGUGAAUUUUGUUAAUCACUGUUACGUGGACACUGAAGUGGAAAUGAAAGAAAUCUACACAAGUAACCACAUUUGGAAAUUAUUUGAGAACUUCUUGGUGGAUAUGGCAAGGGUUUGCAAUACGACCACAGACAGGAAACACGCGGACACCUUCUUGGAGAAGUGUGUCACCGAGUCCAUCAUGAACAUCGUGAGCGGCUUCUUUAAUUCUCCUUUUUCAGACAACAGUACCAGCCUCCAGACCCAUCAGCCCGUUUUCAUUCAGCUGCUGCAGUCCGCCUUCAGAAUUUAUAAUUGCACCUGGCCAAAUCCGGCACAGAAAUCCUCGGUGGAGUCCUGUAUCCGAACUUUGGCUGAAGUGGCAAAGAAUCGGGGAAUCGCCAUUCCAGUGGAUUUAGACAGCCAAGUCAAUACUCUUUUCAUGAAGAGCCACUCAAACAUGGUGCAGAGAGCAGCCAUGGGCUGGAGGCUGUCAGCGCGCUCGGGACCACGCUUUAAGGAAGCUCUUGGAGGGCCUGCUUGGGAUUAUAGAAAUAUUAUUGAAAAGUUACAGGAUGUCGUGGCCUCCUUGGAGCAACAGUUCAGCCCCAUGAUGCAGGCUGAGUUCUCAGUGCUGGUCGACGUGUUGUACAGUCCAGAGCUACUGUUCCCCGAGGGGAGCGAUGCAAGAAUAAGAUGUGGCGCUUUCAUGUCCAAGUUGAUAAAUCAUACAAAGAAACUAAUGGAGAAAGAAGAAAAGCUGUGCAUUAAAAUUCUUCAGACUUUACGAGAAAUGCUAGAGAAGAAAGACAGCUUUGUGGAAGAGGGUACCACAUUAAGAAAAAUACUCUUGAAUCGGUACUUUAAAGGUGAUUAUGGAGUUGGCAUGAGUGGACCCCUCUCUGGAACCUACUGCAAAUCUGCACAAGGGGGAGGAAGCUUUUCUGGACAAGAUUCCGAUAAGGUGGGGACACCAGUGUCAGAUAUUCAGUGCCUGCUGGAUAAAGAAGGUGCGUCCGAACUUGUCAUCGAUGUCAUCGUGAGCACCAAGAAUGACAGAAUCUUUUCAGAAGGCAUUUUACUUGGCAUUGCCCUGCUCGAAGGAGGAAAUACACAGACUCAGUAUUCUUUCUACCAGCAGUUGCAUGAACAAAAAAAGUCAGAGAAAUUCUUCAAAGUUCUGUAUGACCGAAUGAAGGCUGCUCAGAAAGAGAUAAGAUCAACAGUGACAGUGAACACCAUAGACUUAGGAAACAAGAAAAGGGAUGAUGACAAUGAUUUGAUGCCCUCUGGCCCACGAUUGAGAGUAAGAGAUUCACCAUUACAUUUAAAAGAGGGAAUGAAAGGACAGUUGACGGAAGCUUCUUCGGCCACAUCCAAAGCAUACUGUGUGUACAGAAGAGAAAUGGACCCCGAAAUAGACACUAUGUGUACAGGAUCAGAGCUAGGAAACGCCGAGGAAAAGUCUGCAGAGGAAGUGACCAUGAGUCCUGCCAUCGGCAUCAUGCAGCCCAUCCUGAGAUUCCUUCAGCUACUGUGUGAGAAUCACAACCGAGAACUGCAGAACUUUUUGAGGAAUCAAAACAACAAAACAAAUUACAACCUUGUUUGUGAGACCCUUCAAUUUUUGGACUGCAUUUGUGGAAGUACAACGGGUGGCCUGGGCCUGUUGGGCCUCUACAUCAAUGAAAAGAAUGUAGUGCUGGUCAACCAGACUCUGGAAAGCUUGACCGAGUAUUGCCAGGGCCCAUGCCAUGAAAAUCAGACUUGUAUUGCUACUCAUGAAUCUAAUGGGAUUGAUAUCAUCAUUGCUUUGAUUCUAAAUGACAUAAACCCCCUUGGUAAAUAUCGAAUGGAUUUGGUUCUCCAGCUAAAGAACAAUGCCUCCAAGCUCCUGCUGGCCAUUAUGGAAAGCAGACAUGACAGCGAAAAUGCAGAAAGAAUUCUUUUUAACAUGAGACCCAGGGAACUGGUGGAUGUGAUGAAGAACGCCUAUAACCAAGGGUUGGAAUGCAGUCAUGGGGAUGAUGAGGGUGGAGAUGAUGGUGUUUCCCCAAAAGACGUUGGACAUAAUAUCUAUAUUCUGGCCCAUCAGUUGGCCCGUCACAACAAACUGUUACAGCAGAUGCUCAAACCCGGAUCGGAUCCAGAUGAUGGAGAUGAAGCCUUAAGGUAUUAUGCUAACCAUACUGCACAAAUCGAGAUUGUUCGGCAUGACAGAACUAUGGAGCAAAUAGUUUUUCCUGUCCCCAAUAUAUGUGAAUAUCUUACUCGAGAAUCCAAGUGCCGUGUGUUCAAUACAACUGAAAGGGACGAGCAAGGAAGCAAAGUAAAUGACUUUUUCCAGCAAACAGAAGAUCUCUACAAUGAAAUGAAGUGGCAAAAGAAAAUCAGGAAUAACCCCACGCUCUUCUGGUUCUCGCGGCACAUCUCUCUCUGGGGGAGUAUUUCCUUCAACUUGGCCGUGUUCAUCAAUCUAGCUGUUGCUCUUUUCUACCCGUUUGGGGAUGAUGGAGAUGAAGGUACACUUUCUCCACUGUUCUCAGUUCUCCUUUGGAUAACAGUUGCAAUUUGUACAUCUGUGCUGUUUUUCUUCUCCAAGCCUGUGGGUAUUCGGCCAUUUCUUGUGUCAGUAAUGCUCAGAUCAAUAUAUACAAUAGGUCUUGGGCCUACAUUAAUACUUCUUGGUGCAGCUAAUCUUUGUAAUAAAAUCGUAUUUCUGGUGAGUUUUGUCGGAAAUCGUGGCACAUUCACCCGAGGCUACCGAGCGGUCAUCCUGGAUAUGGCCUUUCUCUACCACGUAACGUAUGUCCUGGUGUGCAUGCUGGGUCUUUUUGUCCAUGAAUUCUUCUACAGCUUCCUGCUUUUUGAUUUGGUGUACAGAGAAGAGACUCUGCUCAAUGUCAUAAAAAGUGUCACACGGAACGGCCGCUCCAUUAUUCUAACUGCCGUCCUCGCCCUCAUCCUCGUCUACCUGUUUUCCAUUAUUGGGUUCCUUUUUCUGAAGGAUGACUUCACCAUGGAAGUGGAUAGGCUGAAAAACAGGACUCCUGUCACAGGUAGUCAUGAAGUUCCUACAAUGACUUUAACCUCAAUGAUGGGAACCUGUGAAAAGGACAGUUGCCCACCCACCAUCCCAGCUUCAAACGCAGCUGAGGAAGAGUAUGAAGAUGGAAUCGAAAGGACGUGUGACACCCUCCUUCUGUGCAUAGUCACUGUCCUGAACCAAGGCCUCAGGAACGGCGGCGGUGUGGGGGACGUGCUGAGGAGGCCAUCGAAGGAUGAGCCCUUGUUUGCUGCCCGAGUGGUAUAUGAUCUCCUUUUCUAUUUCAUCGUUAUCAUUAUCGUUCUUAACCUGAUUUUUGGUGUUAUCAUUGAUACUUUUGCUGAUCUCAGAAGUGAAAAACAGAAAAAAGAAGAGAUUCUGAAGACAACCUGCUUCAUCUGCGGACUUGAGAGGGACAAGUUUGAUAAUAAAACUGUUUCGUUUGAAGAGCACAUCAAGUCAGAACACAAUAUGUGGCAUUAUUUGUACUUCCUAGUCCUUGUGAAGGUGAAAGACCCAACUGAAUACACUGGACCCGAAAGCUAUGUGGCUCAAAUGAUCAUGGAGAAGAAUUUGGACUGGUUUCCUCGGAUGCGAGCCAUGUCCCUCGUUAGCAAUGAAGGUGACAGUGAGCAAAAUGAGAUUCGGAACCUGCAGGAGAAGCUGGAGUCGACCAUGAGCCUGGUCAAACAGCUGUCGGGUCAGCUGGCGGAGCUCAAGGAGCAGAUGACAGAACAAAGGAAGAAUAAGCAGAGACUGGGCUUUCUCGGAUCAAACACACCCCAUGUGAAUCAUCACAUGCCACCACACUGAUAGCAUGGGGGGAAGCCGUGACUAGCCUUUCAUCAGUGUCCUGCCUGAUCACUGAAUAAAGAACUGAGACGGAGGGGAGUGAACAGUGCCUAUUGUUGAAACGUUAAAAACAACCAAGUGCCAAGAUGUUGAGUGGUUUAGCUCCGAGAACAAUUUAUAACUGUGUUUCCAUGGUCAAGAAGACCAAACUUAAAAGCCAGAAAGUGCCUAUCGCGCAUUCUCAAUGCAACAAACAGGAAGUUGCCGGCUCAAAUGGACAGAGAAGGUAGGGAGAGGCCCAGUGGAAGGAGACGCAGCACCGGGAGAAAUAGCUUCUGCUAAAUCGCCAAGAGUCCGUCUUGUCUUAAAUGCUGACUGCAACCAUUGUCAUGGCUGGCUGGGGUUUCUUUCUUUUAAUUAUGCCCUAUAGGUCAGCGACACAGGAAGGCACACUGGGGUGGCUGCAUUUUACUAAAGAAAGUAGCUGAAAAGAUUGGAAAUGUGAGCUUCAGAGGAAAAUAUUAAUGCUUCCAAAGCGUGGCUGUCACAGCGCUGUCUCCUCAUUUAUAAAGGCAGCACAAUGGAUUCACAGCUCUAGGAACUUAGGGCUUGGAGCUUACGCCCCUCCCGCUGAUAAACAGAACUGGGCUGUGAUUGCUUCUGAAGGGCUCUGACCGUACGGAGCAUGAAAGGGGAUUUUCAUAUAACUUGUUACAAACAUGUUUUCAGCCCUGGCUAGGCUAGGAUUUUAAAAGAUUUGGGGAAGAGAAAGCUGACAGUAAGUCCCAAGGAAGAAGUUUUUAAGGACAUAUGUAUGCUAUUAAAAUAUAUUGAGGUGAAUAAAUGAAAAUGCUUAAAGGCGACAGGAAAUAUUGAGAAACUUAGGAUGGUGGCAUUGGCUUUUAUAAAUAUGGAGUAGAAGGUAUUUGAUUCAUGUUUGCUGUGCUUAAGGAACUGAGUGAUUUUAUUUAUCAUAUUCCUGUGGUUAGGGGGGAAAAAUCCAAGAAAUUUAUUGAAUACUAGGGACAACACAGCAUUUCAGUUGCAUAUUUUAAACUGUAUUCAAUAAGAGCAUUUUUGGAAUGUAGAAAGAUAAUAAUCUCUUCCUUAAAUUGUUUUUGUGUUAAAUUAUGCAACCAGAAUUUGUGGAGGGAGAAAAUAACCUGCUACGCUCAUAUUAUUCUUAGCGACUGUACAUUCAGAAUGUUAAAGCAAAAUACGGACAAUGAAAGAACUGCUGCGUGGCAGGGGAGCGAGGCAGACACCAGAUGCUUUGCAAGUUGACCUCCUGACCCCUGACCCCUCCAAGAACAAGAAAUUCCCUUCAGAGUCUUAAAGUAAUUGCCACCAAGGUUUAAGGUCCGGAUAGGAUUUUCUGGGACCACCUUUAAAGAGUUUGGAUUGUUUUAAGAUAGCUUAAGGUCUUGGCUCCUAAAAUUCUCAAAUCAUGGCCUAGGUAGAUGAUGAAGGAUUCUUGAACCAAAUCUUCAACUGCACAAUGUUAACAGGUGGAGUUGGAGAGAAGCUAUUAAAACCCAGAGCAACGAAUUCUUGAAAUGAAUCCACUGGCACCUCCCCUCACCCUACCCUCUGCCCCAGUGCCUCCCCAAGUUACGAACUCCUCUCUCUAAUGUAAUGGUAUUUUUCCUGAGCAGUCACUGGAGGACCAUGAUCCAAAGAUACUAAGAUACUGGAAUAUACGUCUGCAUGCAGCAUAGAACUUUGAAUACAGUAGGCAUUCAAUAAAUGUAUGAGAGAUUCCACUGUCAUUCAGUUACCCUGAAUUCUUUGUUAAAACUUCAAACUACACCACAUAUUUGAUUUUUUGGAAUGGCUUCACCAAAAUCAAAGUAGACCAGAGCAGCCAUUGUUUUAAUCCAAGACCAUCAUUGUAUAAGAUGAAAAGUACGCUUUAAAAUAUUUUGCUUAGGCAGAGAGUUUUGCAGAUAGGGAGAAGAAAAGUGGUAAAUAUUGACCAUAUUCCACUAUAGGAACCUAUCUCAGUUUCAACAGAAAAUAUUUUUGCUGUCUGGACAUCAAGAGAAGAGAUUAAUUUAUACAGGUGAGAGCAACCUGUCUUUUGGAUGAUGAACUAUCUACUCUUUUCUGACACUGUUGAUAGUUCUUUUUUAUAGGGAAAAAGCCACUGGGUGUAUAACUGCUAUCAAGGAAUGGCCUGACCUCUCCACCUGUGGCUGGUGGUAGCUCACUGUUUCGCAGCCUGUUAGGGGAAGUAUCCACAAGAGAUUGCACCUAACAAAAUUCCUGUUGGUUCAAAAUUGAAAUAUUUUUCAGUUGUGUUUCUCUUUCCUUCCUGCCUCAAUGCUGGAGAGAUUAUAAAGCACAAUAAACAAAACCAUGCAAAUAAAAAAGAUACUUUGUAGGCUAUUAAAUUUGUGAUAGAGAAGGAGAAGAGUAGGGAACUUUGAUACUUGAUAUAAACUUAUAUUUUUUAGUGCGUGUUUCUUAAUGCAACUGGAAUAUUUGACCCAGGCAAGUAUCAAUUAAUAUUCUCAGAUUUAUUUAGUGAUAUUAAAAUAACUUCAAUCUUUGAUUUUGAUGCUAAGGGAAAUGUUUUCCUAUUUAGUUAUUAAAAUCCAUAUUGGUUUAAAAGUAUCAGUCUCUGCUGAAUAUAAUUAUUUUAUUUCAAAAGGACUUUAUGCUCCUAAUAUGCUCCAUUCUGAGGCCCAAGAGUUUAAUGAAAGUAUGUUUCCUAAGUUAAAAUACCAUUUGUAGAUGAGAAAAUGUUUGUAUCACAGAAGACUGUAAUAUUAAUAGAGAAGUGUAUAGAUGUAAGAUUUAUCAUAUUUUCUACCCUUUAAAAAAGUUAGCUUAGAAAAGGGCUUAUUUUCUUGCAUUUUGAAAUUUUUCUGUUGAUGAAGGAUGCAGCUUCUAUAGAUUAUUGAUAAUAUUAGGAAGAUUCAUUCAAGUCACAACUAAAUUGUGUGCAUAUUUCCAUAUUCUCAGCCUACAGCUCAUUGUUUUGGUUGCUGUCUUUAGUUAGUUGUUUUGUGACAAACAGAAAUUCAGCAGGGCUUACUUCCUACCCCCACAUCCUAGGGCUGAAAGGAGUGGAAAGGGUAGUUGUCUGGGGCGUUGGUCAGGGAAGGUGGCGACUGGGGUGUCACUGUGAUUAGAGAAGUGAUUGGUAAAAGGAAGAAAAGGGCUUGCCCUGCAGGGGCCCAGUGAACUGGGAUAUAAGUAAGUAAAUCUUGCACAGGCAGCCUGAUGUAACAGAGUACAGACUCAAGAGAUAAUGUUUAAUCAUGCAGAGAACAGCGCUUUGUAGGAAAGCAGCUUUAAGAGGUAUGUGCCCUCAGCUGUUCUUAAGUCUGCACAGUAAUAAAUCAGCAUAUUCUGGCCCGUAGACCUGUCCCAAAUGCUGUGAGCAUGAUCCAGUGCAAAACACCAUGUUGCAGGCACCUUAAACACUGACACAAAUGCCUGUGGGAGCCAGGCAAGUCACUAAAAUGAGUGAAUGUGGGGUGCACACCUACAUGGGGUGUGGGGAGGGCCACUGUGAGCUUUCUAUUUGCAACAUUUGACAGCUGAUUCCAGUUUUUAGAAAAUGUCCAGUAUCAGUUGAGGCCCUGUGGUCCCUCAUUUGCUGUCUCUGGAAUAAUUUGUUGGUAAAUCCCAUUAAGUAGAGGAAAAUAUGCAGUGCCAAAACCGAGCAGAGGAGCUAAAGUGCAUGUCAAACUUGAAAAAUCCAAAAACAAAUUCAGGUUAUCAUCUCCGAACUGGAGUGUUUCCACAGACUUGAAUAAUUUUAUAAAAUUAUCAUACCAGUACUUCUCAUAUCACCAGUGGCCUUUUCCCUGCAUUUGAGGAUUAUCUAUUUGCCUCAAAAAAAACCCCCGUGAUUCUAAUAGAAUAUGUCAAGAUCAGAUAAGCAUAAUUUAUAAAUCAUAAUGAAUAAAGUUGGAUUUGUGCAACUUUUGCGUGUGAUACUCUAAAUGCUUUGUUCAUUUCUUAGCGUGUUUCUAAAUAAUAUAUGCACCGAGAGGAAAAUCAUUAUUAUUGUUGUUUUACAUAGACGUGAAGGACAAAAAAAUGUGGUGACUUGAGCCUAUGAGCUAUCUGAUCUGGAUAGACCAUGGUACCUAGCGUGUGUUUGGCAUCAGCCAGAUCCCCAACUGGCCAACAGCUACCGGCAUCAGCCACAUUGUGUCUAAUGCUCAGCGUGGGCUCAGUGGGCACAGACCAUUUGAUCAUCUAGGAUUUCCUAGUUCUUCACACCCAGUGCUCCAAAUAAUAGUUCCCCUCAGGAGAGAAUGAAACACGCAACAAUGGAAAUCAAACUGAGUUGCACGAAUCACAUGCAAGCUAUGUAUAGAAUUCUUUGCUCAUGUGAGCAUUUUCCAGUAUGCCACAGUUCCUUGAAGCAACAUGUCAGUAAUUGUUUUGUUUUGUUUGGCAUCAGAGGAAAGUUUGGGGGAGGGAAAUUGGACAAUGAGUUCCUCUUGCAGGGAGAGUAACUGGCACGAAGGGCAGGAGUAUGCCUGUGGAGGGCGUGUGGUGGACAGCCGCGAGUAACGCUGCCCUUGGUCAACUGCAGAGCUUUGAGGAAGUCAGGAAGGCCUCGUCCUCAGAGCACAACCGCGGGCCAGAAGUCCACGUAUGUUCGCCUCCUGUGUCCCUCCCCAACAGCAGAGCACUGCCGCCUCACGUGGAGUUGGCCACAUGACA
Molecule: messenger RNA, 13121 nt
Organism: Manis pentadactyla (Chinese pangolin)
Lineage: Eukaryota; Metazoa; Chordata; Mammalia; Pholidota; Manidae
Gene: ITPR2
Product: inositol 1,4,5-trisphosphate receptor type 2
Exons: 57
Coding region: 348-8453 (2701 amino acids)
Biological process (GO): calcium ion transmembrane transport
Cellular component (GO): membrane; endoplasmic reticulum
Molecular function (GO): inositol 1,4,5-trisphosphate-gated calcium channel activity; inositol 1,4,5 trisphosphate binding
Source: RefSeq, a predicted model, not a curated record